GGCCCGCUGGCCCGCCACCAUGCCGGCCGCUCAGACCGCUCAGACGGUGCAGUGCCUCCCCCCCUCCCCCUUUCGUUACCUGCACACGACAGAGGGCUCCACGGUCGAUAUUCCCCGUCGGGUCGUGACCGCUGCCUGGCUGGGGUCCUCGCCGACCCGGCCAGGCCCGGCGUCCCCGCGGGCCACCAAGAGGAACGAGGAAAAUUGGGACGGUCAGUGUUCGAACCGCGGAACCCGCGCGCCCCGAGCGGAGAGAGAACCGCGCAUUUUCCGUUCCAGGCUGUGGAAUUUUUCCUUGGCCUCGUCCGUUUCCUCGGACCUCCUCAAGGCGCCGGUUCGGCUCGGCGGUUUCCCGACGACGCAAUCCUCCAUUAUGUUGAGCCGCGCCAAUAGACAAAACCCCACCCGGAAAAAAACAACAACAAAUAAAAACGGAGUCACCUGGCGAACGAUAUGGAAACACGGUUCCAGGCCGGGCGGCCCAGCCGGUCCACGCGCCGCGCCACGCCGCACAACGCCACUGUAGUGAAUCGCCGAAUCGCCCCGCCAAAGAGCUCCCGAUAGCACGCUAGCACACGCACGGCACCUUUCCGUGCGCAGUGAAAACGGACGCCUCGUGGGGCACGGCCAGCACGGCACGGCAACACGCCAAUGGAAAAUGGCGAACCGUGGCCAAUCUGUUUUAUAGGGGGUGGGGCUGGCUUUUCGCGUGGCGCCUUGCCCAAUGACCACACUGUGAAACAGACAGUCCAGGGGAUUUUCCAGCGGACAACACUCAGAAAUCCCUAAAGCAGUCCCUCUUGGGGGACCCGGUCGGGGCUAGCUGGAUGUCAAUCCUUGGUGACCAACUUGCUGCAGGUUAAUGUGGGUGAAGAGCGUUUGAUGUAGUUUUUCGGUUGGCCGCGUCGAUGUGAAUCUGGAACUUCGAUCUACGGCGAUUUAAAAAUGCCACGGUGCUGUUUUUGUUGUGUCCAGAGCCGCGCGGGGCCCCCAGGUUCGUGUCGGCACGCGCCUCUCUCUCUGUCUCUCUCUCUCUCUCUCUCUCUCUCUCUCCUCUCUCUCUCUCUCUCUCCCCGCGCGCCACGGCCAACACUGUGGCCACUCCGUCAUUCCGUAUUCCAUGUUCGAUUCGAAUCGAUGCGCCCCAACACUGCGCCCAAUCGUUUUAAUGGUUCCCAUUGUACUCUUCGGGCCUCGGGUACGAGCCACCCACUCCAACCCAGCAAUAGUUACGUGCGUCCACAAGUUUCCUUAUCGUAGUUUAUUUAGUAGAGAAAUUAGUCACCCGUCUGUAAAAAAAAGAAGAUUUCUUUUAAAAAAUUACGACGCAUUUAUCAACUUUUGCAACUAUUUGGGAAUAGGAAACCGUGAAGCGGUCAGAGCAAAGCGGCGAGCCGUGGCGUGACGGGGCUGAAGUGGCGGCAGGGUGGAGCGAGCGGGCCGGUCGGUAAUGGGAAAAUAAUGGAAAGAUCUUGAUACGGGGCCGUGCUGGAGGUGAGACAGAGGUUACACCAGUGUGGUGGUUGGUUGCUUGGUUGCCUGGUGGCAGGACUAGCCCCGUGGUACUCUGUCGCCAAUUGGCCAGGGAAACAAAACCGAGAGGCGAGGAAAACAUAGGAGGGGCUCGUUAGGGCCCGCUUUUAACACGCCGGUGCCAACUCAUUCACUAAGUCUGGCUGGGCCGGGCCGGGCCUAGCUCGCGCCCCUCGCGCCACGCGGCGGUGGCGUCAGCCCGCGUCACUUACCCGGGCUUAACAUCGUUCAGUCUUUUAUCACCGCCGUCCUACGAACCAAAGCGGUUACGAAACAAACGCCCCCUUUGUACAUUGUAGAGGACAAGGCACGUGAUUGCCACGGGGACCCUCUCAGUCCUUGCAGCACGCCAAAAAGAAAAUUUAAGAGUUUCAAAACUAAUUUAUCACAUUUUAAACUUGUGGAAAAAAUGGACGCACAUUUUUUCCUCCAAUUCUAACCUGGAAUUCGAGAUUUUUUUUCAUCCGUUCGUUUGAUAUUUGCCCAUUGAUACGCAGUCGCUGGAAGAAAGCUUCCCUGUCCUUCUCAAAGGUAGCAGAUGCUAUCGUUCCAAGAGCUCUUUCACAGAUAGCACGUCUACGCCCACGCUUUUUUUUUUGAAAAUUUUUUGUUUACUAUUUCUACAUUGCACUCGGCGCGUUUGAUUGCCGCACCUCGAUGUCGCGCUAUCAUUCGCUAUGACGGCCGAAAAUCUUCUCCUAACAGUGAUAGCGAAAUGUGGAAAACACAUCCGCGCUCGACAACAGCCUAUCUGCCCAAACGCUCCACCUUGAUAGGCUGCGUGCGCGCGCACCUCGUUUCGAUUGCGAGAGAGAGAGAGAGAGAGAGAGAGAGAGAGAGAGAGAGAGAGAGAGAGAGAGAGAGAGAGAGAGAGAGAGAGAGACGCUAGGUUCGCUCUGGUCCCGCGGUGCGACGGAGAGCGAGCGAGCCGACUCGGGCCGCCACAGCGUCGCCACGGAAGCGUCAGGACGUCACGUUUUCCUUGCCGAAAUGAUAUGGCGCGAGAUAAGCGGCUCGAGUGUUUAUCGCGAACCUGCCGACUGAUCAGUCGCCGCGUCGCCGCAGCGUGCGAGCCGAGCGGGCCAAUCCGCCGGGCCAAUCCGCCGGGCUUAGCAGCGCCUAGCAGCGUGCGGUCGAAAGUCGAAGCACGAAUGCCGACGCAGACGCACUCGCAGGCCAUGACGGGCAGCACGAUGCCCCGCGAGGCGCACCGCCCCUACCGCUUCGGCAUGACCCUGCUGUGCUUCGGCGGGCUGCUCAACUGGGUCGGGCUGUUCGAGAACUACACGGAGCCCGUGCGCUACAUCGGGGUGACCUGCGUCGUGUCGGGCGCCAUCUUGCUGUGCUUCGCCAUCUGCUGCUGGCUGCGGCCCGGCGCGCACCGCCAGAACGCCUGGGGGCAGGCGCACCCGCACGCCAACCCGGCCCUGGCGGGGCGCGACCCCGUGCACUUCAUCACGCUGGAGCGGACGUCCUCCGCGGUGGCCGCGCAGUCGGCGCAGAAGCCGCCCGACUACGACUCGGUGACGGACAAGCCGCCGUCCUACGACGACGCCAUCAAGCUGUCGCCCGCGCUGCUCUGGCUGGCCAACGAGCACGAGCGCCACGAGGAGGAGCUGCUGGCCGUGCCGCCGCCAGACACGCCGCCCGGCUCGCCGCCCGGCCACGCCUCAGGCGCCUUGCUGCCCAAGUCCCGCGGCCAGGACGACGAGCUGCGCGUGUCCGAAGUGGACGAGGCGCCGUCGUCGCCGUCCCCGCCGCCGCGGCGGCCCAGCCGGGCCUCCAGCUCGGCCUUCGCCGCCAGCAGCAGCAGCGAGGCGUCGCCCGCCGCGCCGAGGGCCUCCACGUCGUCGAGCAGGACGACGACCAGGACGCCCACCACCAGGACGCCGGCCCCCGACGGCACGUCCUGCUCCGCGGACUCCGAGCCCUUGGCCAGGGCGUAGGCCGGCCGUCGGCACUGCAGGGAGUGCCGCGAGAGGGGGGACGCGGCCACUGGAACUGGCGGUCCCCCCUCCCCCCAACCAAAAAGAAACCCCCCAUGCACAGGGUGGAGAAGUCCAAUGGACCCUAAAAACAGCUGUGUGGGCACUGUCGGACUGGCCGGGGUGCACCAGCGCUUCGCUUCGCCGCGUUCGAGUCUCUUCGACCGAAGGGAGACCUGCGGCACGGCGACACGGCGGCACGGGCCUGGGCGACGCAGUGGUUCGCCUCGCCCGCACCGCACCGCCCCGACAGCUUCACCGCCUUUACGAGCUGAAGCCUGCUGCAGCAACGGGGCGGCCCAGAGCGGUGCGGCGAGCCUCGCAAGCAACACUGUGCCAUGAGCAAUACGUACUUUUUAUGAUGAUUUGAGUUUCGUUGCGCACACGCGAAAAUGCUAGUCUUUCAAUAUAGUGAAAACAUUCCACUUUCGCAGACGGGAACCCCCGCGGGCGGAAGGACUUACAAAACGUUUUGCAAACUAGUCAUUGAUUGUCGAGCGGGUGGACUGAUAGAGGGUGUAUCUUUUGUAUUAUAAUGUCAAAGUAUCGAUACAUGAAUGUGAUAACGGGCCAUGCCUGUAGUGAAGCAGUCACUGUGUUAUUUUAGUGCAUUCUCAGACUGCAACCCCUGCAGUACGUAGGGUAGCCUGACCCGUUGAACGUGCCUGCCUGACUGGUUGCCUACCUUCCAGGUGGUCAAGCGCACAACAAUUAUUCAUGUUGCUAAGCUUGGAUUUAUUUUUCAAUUUUUUGUGAUCUUUGUGGUUCCGAGUAAAGCGGCUUUCCCCACCUCGCUUUUGCAAAUUUUUGAGCAUUGCAUAUUAUUUUGACCGCACUACAGUAACCCUUUGAGAAAGAACAGGUUUCUCACGUGUUCCUCAGCUCCUCCAUUGUCUUAAAUAGUCGCUUCUUGAAAUUGUGAUAGCUUCUCACGAUAGCAGCAAGCCUGUUGGUGAGAAUGCACAAAGUAAAAUGAUCGUGUUGUGACUUGAGUUUGGUAUAUACUUGACAUGUUGUUUUAUUUUUAUAAUAAAUGGACUGUUUUUCUGACA
Thrips palmi is the source of this 4570-nucleotide messenger RNA. RefSeq lists its product as uncharacterized. Bases 2529 to 3479 code for a protein of 316 amino acids. Lineage: Eukaryota; Metazoa; Arthropoda; Insecta; Thysanoptera; Thripidae. The transcript is spliced from 4 exons. The record is from RefSeq and is a predicted model, not a curated record.